This is a messenger RNA of Drosophila innubila, 2757 nucleotides long. Its product is annotated as WD repeat-containing protein 48 homolog. Gene Ontology annotation, molecular function: ubiquitin binding. NCBI's taxonomy places the organism in Eukaryota, Metazoa, Arthropoda, Insecta, Diptera, Drosophilidae. Bases 182 to 2227 code for a protein of 681 amino acids. The record is from RefSeq and is a predicted model, not a curated record. The transcript has 9 exons. Gene Ontology annotation, biological process: protein deubiquitination; double-strand break repair via homologous recombination.
UCAUUUUAUCUGUCAGACCUAUCGAAAAUAUCGAGCCUUGGUCGAAAAUCACAAAAAAGUGCUAAAUUUUUGCAACUAGGCUAAGAAAUAAAUGAUUGCGCGUAUUUAAUGUGCAGAAGUAAAAAACUAUAUCAACGUGAAGUCACCACAGAUUACCCGCUACAACGAGAGAGAGUGAGACAUGUUGACGCACAAAACUUGCCAGGCACGAAAAAAAAUGCAGGUUUCCUUUGUGAUACGAGACGCAGAGGAAAAGCAGCAUAGAAACGGUGUCAAUGCUCUGCAAUUGGAUGCCAACAAUGGCAAGUUGUAUUCGGCCGGACGGGAUGCCAUUAUACGGGUGUGGAAUACACGGACGGAGUCAAAUGACAAAUACAUUCAGUCCAUGGAACAUCACAACGAUUGGGUCAACGAUAUUGUGCUCUGUUGUAAUGGGAGAAAUUUGAUCAGCGCCAGCUGUGAUACCACCGUCAAAGUGUGGAACGCCCACAAAGGCUUCUGCAUGUCCACACUGCGCACUCACCGGGAUUAUGUGCAGGCGCUGGCCUAUGCCAAGGAUCGGGAGCAGGUGGCCAGUGCCGGACUGGACAAGGCCAUAUUCCUGUGGGACGUGAAUACGCUGACGGCGUUAACGGCCAGCAAUAACACCGUGACCACCUCUAGUCUGACUGGAUCGAAGGACUCGAUCUACAGCCUGGCCAUGAAUCCCUCCGGCACCGUGAUUGUGAGUGGCUCCACGGAGAACAUUCUCCGGAUUUGGGAUCCUCGCACCUGCAUGCGCAGCAUGAAACUUCGUGGACACACGGAGAAUGUCCGUUGUUUGGUCGUGUCGCCGGAUGGCAAUCAGGUCGUAUCCGGCAGCUCCGAUGGCACCAUCAAGGUGUGGAACCUGGGCCAACAGCGUUGCAUUCAGACCAUCCAUGUGCACAAGGAGGGCGUAUGGUCACUCCUAAUGAGUGAGAAUUUCCAAUACAUCAUAUCCGGCAGUCGGGAUCGUAAUAUCAUAGUGACGGAAAUGCGAAAUCCGAGCAACAAGAUGCUUGUGUGCGAGGAGAAGGCUCCGGUGUUGAGUCUGGGCUACAACAUGGACAAGACCGGAGUGUGGGCAACCACCUGGAACUCGGACAUUCGCUGCUGGAAGCUGCCCAUGUACGAUAGAUGUACCUUGACCUCCGGCGGAGGCAUGGAUGCACAGUGGACACAGGGUGGCACGGAUCUGGCGUGCAUAAAAGGCGGAGCCGCCAUCAAGGAGUGCACCGUGCUGAACGACAAGCGAUAUAUUAUCACAAAGGACUCACAGGAUCAGGUGGUGGUCUAUGAUGUACUCCGUGUGGUCAAGAAGGAUGAUCUGGGAACAGUCGACUACGAGGAGGAGAUCAAAAAGCGCAAUAAACAAGUCUACAUUCCAAAUUGGUUUACGGUUGAUUUAAAAACUGGAAUGCCAACGAUUGUUUUGGGACAGGAAGAAGUUGAUUGCUUCUCCGCUUGGGUUUCCAUUGAAGCCGGUCUGCCGGAAUGUGACGAACCGACAACGGAGAUCAAGAUAAACUAUGGCAAACUGCUGCUGGAGGCACUGUUGGAGUAUUGGACGCCGCCGCACAGUGUACCACCGAAUGACAUAGAGCCGGAUGUGCGGGGUAACGGUUAUUUUCAGGUGCCCAAGCACACACCCGUUAUAUUUAGUGAGGUGGGUGGACGCACAGUGUGUCGACUGCUUGUGAGGGAUGCAGCGGGCGACAGUGAGAGUACCUUGCUCCACGAGACGGCUCCACAGUGGGUGACGGACGUGGUGAUCGAGAGGAAUAUACCCAAAUUCCUUAAAAUACCCUUCUUCCUGCAGCCACAUCCACAGAUGACCAAACCGGAGCGUACUAAAAAGGAUCGAUUGGUGGCCAACGAGUUUAUACAGUGCCGAAAAGUAUGCGAACAUGUCCUCGAAAAAGUCCUGAAUGCCGAAACAACUCCAAGUGGAGGCAACAAUGCAAAUAACUCACUACAAAACAGUCAGAGCGAUGCCAACUCGGAGGGAUCUCAACUUCCGGCGGAGGAGCGCAUUGAGUUGUGGUGCAACGAUGUGGUCGUUGAUCCGAAUAUGGAUCUGCGGACAGUUCGUCAUUUUAUAUGGAAACAAUCGACUGAUUUAACAUUUCAAUAUAAAACAAAGCAAAACUUUAACUUUGAUGGUUCAAUCGGUGAUAGUUUGGAGCGCGUCACACGCAAAUAUUGAAAUAUUGAGUGCAAGAUCCGAUCUGCCAGAUCUACCAGAUUUACCAGAUUAUUGUGCUUUACCUUAUGGCGUUGAUAUCCCCAGCAAAACGCAUGUGAUCUUUCGUUAAUAACAGAGCUGCAAAUAGAUCAUCCCUUUGUAUUUGUAUCUAUGUUCCGAAUAUGUAUAUGUAUUUGUGUUUAUAUAUAUUUUUUUUCAUUUAAGUUCAUUAAUUUUAUUUGCUCAAAACACUUAGUCUAAAAUACACGAGCAUAAUUCACAUUUCAAAUAAUUUAAGUGAGGAUCUUUUUUUCAACAGUAUAUAAUAAAAUCACACUUAUAUGCAUACCAGAUCUAUAACGACACAUAUAAAUACAUAUACACAGAAAAAAUUAUCAACAACAUCGUCUUGAAACAAGUUUUGUAAUAAUAUUAAUAAUAUAAAUAUAUAGCAUGUAUGUAUGUCAUAUAUUAUUCAAUUGUUUAAUUAGAUUCAUUUACAUAUAGUAAUUCUAAGUUUUCUGUUAUAUGAUAAAUUACAAAAAAAAAAA